AUGUUCCGCCGACGUGUAGCUCACCAGCUGGUCAGCGCUGUGGCAGCCCUGCGCCUCCUCACCAUCACGCCAAUUCCGAUGCCGGCACUGUCGCCUACGAUGGAGAAGGGCAAGAUCACGGAGUGGUCCAAGAAGGUCGGUGACUCUAUUGCCACCGGCGAUACGUGGUGCAAGGUCGAAACUGACAAGGCUGUUGUAUCGUAUGAUAACGCGACGGAGGAGGGUUUCCUUGGUCGUAUCCUGGUGCAGGAGGGCCAGGAGGUCACCGUCGGCGAGCCCGUCUGCCUCCUCGUCGAUGAGGCGGAGGGCGCCAACUCCGACGAGGUGAAGAACUGGAAGCCCGAGGGGGCUGCACCGGCAGAAGAGCAGCAGGCACCGGCUGCCUCCACGUCGGCGGCACCAUCUGCUACUGGUUCUGCUCCUUCUGCUUCUUCCACCAGCGGCGGACGCGUGAAGGCGUCGCCGCUCGCCCGCAAGACGGCACAGGAGCUUAACGUGUCGCUUGACAGCAUCAACGGCACCGGUGGCGGUGUUGGCCGCAUUGUGAAGAAGGAUGUCGAGGUGGCGGCAGCUAGCGGCGGGAAAAAGGCACCGGCCGCAGCAGCAGCGAAGCCGAAGGAGGCCGUAGCAGCAGCAGCAGCGAAGCCGAAGGAGGCCGUAGCAGCAGCGGCGGCGAAGCCCGCCCCACCGGUCAAUGAGAACUACACCGAUAUCCCCGUCACCAAUAUGCGCGCGACGAUCGCGAAGCGCCUGACACAGUCCAAGAAUACUGAAAUCCCGCACUACUACCUCUUUGAGGAGUGCUCUGCGGACAAUAUGGUGGCACUCAUUCAACAGUUGAACGCCAAGGGAGACGGCAAAUACAAGAUCACUGUGAAUGACUACAUCAUCAAGGCUGUGGCACGGGCUAACAUGCUGGUGCCGGAAGCAAACUCCUCGUGGCAGGGCAGCGUAAUUCGGCGGUACAACACUGUCGACGUGAGCGUGGCCGUGGCGACGCCAACAGGCCUUAUCACCCCCAUCAUCAAAAACGCGCAAGCGCGGGGACUAGCAGACAUCUCCACAGAGAUGAAGAGCCUCGCCAAGAAGGCACGCGAAGGCACGCUGCAGCCCAAUGAGUUCUUGGGCGGGACGGUGUCAGUGUCGAACCUUGGCGCCUCCGGCAUUCCUGGCUUCACGGCGAUCAUCAACCCGCCGCAGUCCCUCAUCGUCGCCGUCGGCUCAGCGAAGCCGCGGCCGAAGAUGACGCUCAACAGCGAGACGGGUAAGUACGAGGUGGGCCCGGAAGCGGAGAUGGCUGUGAAGUUCACCAUGUCCUUCGAUCAUCGCGUCAUUGACGGCGCCGUCGGUGCGGAGUGGUGCAAGCACUUCAAGGACGCCAUCGAGAACCCGCUCUCGCUCAUGUUGUGA
Trypanosoma grayi is the source of this 1410-nucleotide messenger RNA. Its product is annotated as dihydrolipoamide acetyltransferase precursor. Gene Ontology annotation, cellular component: pyruvate dehydrogenase complex. The record is from RefSeq and is a predicted model, not a curated record. Gene Ontology annotation, biological process: pyruvate decarboxylation to acetyl-CoA. NCBI's taxonomy places the organism in Eukaryota, Euglenozoa, Kinetoplastea, Trypanosomatida, Trypanosomatidae. The coding region runs from base 1 to 1410 and encodes 469 amino acids. Gene Ontology annotation, molecular function: dihydrolipoyllysine-residue acetyltransferase activity. The transcript has a single exon.